UGUAAAUGCAAGCUCUAAAAUUUAAAAGCCACUGGAGGCUAAAGGUUUCAAUAACUACAGACAGUCUCGCCAAUUGUGUUUAAUUCAACGAAGAUUGCGGAACAGCUAAAAGUGAUCUUUUUUAGAACGCAAAGUUAUGCUCCAUGACGAUUUCAUAUUAAUUAUUUCGUUCAUUACAUUGAAUAAAAUGUUCAUGAAUGCCAUAUUUGUAGGGACCCAACACGUCUGACGACCCAACCUCACCACCCUCAGUACCUCAAAGUUCAACACAUCUGGUCACUCAGAGGCCUCCCUACCGCCCAAUAUCUUCAUCAAAGACUACACCAGGAUGUCUGCCGAUGACACACCGACACCAGUGGUCCCCAACCCUUGUGGAACUUACGAAAACCUCGCAGCAGAUUUCGCCGAGACUCCUCCUGGUACAGCUAAACCAACCAAAUCAGAGUCUGUGCACCAAAGUACAACCGAAAGUCCUAAAUAUUUAACAGGGACUUGCAUUGUGUCAGUCUCAAACACAGUGCCAUGUCGUGCACCGAUAACUUCGCUUGAGAUGCCAGGUCCAUCGCCCAACAAAUCUUUUUCGCCCGGUUCUCAGUCUUAUAAAAUACAUCGAAAAUCUUCAGCAUCAGGUAUGGGCCCUGUCAUGCAGAAGCACAACCCACUGCCCACCACCCCUACCAAGGGCGACCGCUUCAAAUAUGCCUUCACCUGCCCUCCACACGGCAUGGUGGGGGCCAUCUCCUUACCUUUAAAAGUUACUCUUUGA
Hyalella azteca is the source of this 766-nucleotide messenger RNA. RefSeq lists its product as uncharacterized. The transcript has 2 exons. Lineage: Eukaryota; Metazoa; Arthropoda; Malacostraca; Amphipoda; Hyalellidae. The record is from RefSeq and is a predicted model, not a curated record. The coding region runs from base 329 to 766 and encodes 145 amino acids.